AAGGUUCGGAAUCAACACCAAAAGAGAAGGAGCCGAAUUUUAAUUUCUUUGUAUGGGGCGUGAUAUGGUGAGUUUGGAUCUAAAAUGUGUGUAUGAAUCUGAACAACUUGACUAUUUGAUAGAUAUAGAAAACGGGAGAAACGAGGAUGAAUCAGAUCCACGAUUUGAUCUGGAUGAACGAAGUAUAGGCUUUGUUCAGGAUAUCGAUAGCCCAAAGCACAUCGUUUCAAUGGUUAAUAAUUAUUGUGUUGGACGUGUCGAUAUCGUGGAAACCUAUUCUGCCGAUUUCAAUCUCCUUUCCUACAAGCUGACCGAAUUCGAGUCCGAAUUUCUCCGGGGAAAGCGAAUUUCCAUUCUUGUUCUACUUCUCAUUGCUGCAAUCCAAUUAAAGAUCAAAAGCCUCAUGAACCUAGCGCGUAAUGCUAUUGUUGACAUGAAUUGUCUGAAGUCCGCCUAUGAGAUUUUCAAUAUCUUCCAUAUGCCUUAUCCUACUAAGACUUCCAUUCGAGAAAUUUUGACUAUGGAUGGAAUAUUGGAAUCCCUUUUGAGACAGAUAGAUGCCAAAAAAGCCAAAGCCAGAUAA
Erigeron canadensis is the source of this 583-nucleotide messenger RNA. RefSeq lists its product as uncharacterized. The transcript has 2 exons. Gene Ontology annotation, biological process: ubiquitin-dependent protein catabolic process. NCBI's taxonomy places the organism in Eukaryota, Viridiplantae, Streptophyta, Magnoliopsida, Asterales, Asteraceae. The coding region runs from base 53 to 583 and encodes 176 amino acids. The record is from RefSeq and is a predicted model, not a curated record.